Messenger RNA from Pipistrellus nathusii (Nathusius's pipistrelle), 1680 nucleotides. The record is from the annotation of a GenBank genome assembly. Lineage: Eukaryota; Metazoa; Chordata; Mammalia; Chiroptera; Vespertilionidae.
AUGCCAUUAGUGAAAAGAAAUAUCGAUCCUAGGCACUUGUGCCACACAGCACUGCCUAGAGGCAUUAAGAAUGAACUAGAAUGUGUAACCAAUAUUUCCUUGGCAAAUAUAAUUAGACAACUAAGUAGCCUAAGUAAAUAUGCUGAAGAUAUAUUUGGAGAAUUAUUCAAUGAAGCACAUAGUUUUUCCUUCAGAGUUAACUCAUUACAAGAACGUGUGGACCGUUUAUCUGUUAGUGUUACACAGCUUGACCCUAAAGAAGAAGAAUUGUCUUUGCAAGAUAUAACAAUGAGAAAGGCUUUCCGAAGUUCUACAAUUCAAGAUCAGCAGCUUUUCGACCGCAAGACUUUGCCUAUUCCCUUACAGGAGACAUACGAUGUUUGUGAGCAGCCUCCACCUCUCAAUAUACUCACUCCUUAUAGAGAUGAUGGUAAAGAAGGUUUGAAGUUUUAUACCAAUCCUUCAUAUUUCUUUGAUUUAUGGAAAGAAAAAAUGUUGCAAGAUACAGAGGAUAAGAGGAAGGAAAAGAGGAAGCAGAAGCAGAAAAAUCUAGAUCGUCCUCAUGAACCAGAAAAAGUGCCAAGAGCACCUCAUGACAGGCGGAGAGAAUGGCAGAAGCUGGCCCAAGGUCCAGAGUUGGCUGAAGAUGAUGCUAAUCUUUUACACAAGCAUAUUGAAGUUGCUAAUGGCCCAGCCUCUCAUUUUGAAACAAGACCUCAAACAUACGUGGAUCAUAUGGAUGGAUCUUACUCACUUGCUGCCUUGCCAUUUAGUCAGAUGAGUGAGCUUCUAACUAGAGCUGAGGAAAGGGUCCUAGUAAGACCACAUGAACCACCUCCACCUCCACCAAUGCAUGGAGCAGGAGAUGCAAAACCCAUACCCACCUGUAUCAGUUCUGCUACAGGUUUGAUAGAAAAUCGCCCUCAGUCACCAGCUACAGGCAGGACACCUGUGUUUGUGAGCCCCACCCCCCCACCUCCUCCACCACCUCUGCCAUCUGCCUUGUCAACUUCUUCAUUAAGAGCUUCAAUGACUUCAACUCCUCCCCCACCAGUACCUCCCCCACCUCCACCUCCAGCCACUACUUUGCAAGCUCCAGCAGUACCACCACCUCCAGCUCCUCUUCAGAUUGCCCCUGGAGUUCUUCACCCAGCUCCUCCUCCGAUUGCACCUCCUCUAGUGCAGCCCUCUCCACCGGUAGCUAGAGCUGCCCCAGUAUGUGAGACUGUACCAGUUCAUCCGCUCCCACAAGGCGAAGUCCAGGGGCUGCCACCACCCCCGCCACCGCCUCCCUUGCCUCCACCUGGCAUUCGACCGUCAUCACCUGUCACAGUUGCAGCUCUUGCUCAUCCUCCCUCUGGGCUACAUCCAACUCCAUCUGCUGCCCCAGGUCCCCAUGUUCCAUUAAUGCCUCCAUCUCCUCCAUCACAAGUUGUACCUGCUUCUGAGCCAAAGCGUCAUCCAUCAACCCUACCUGUAAUCAGUGAUGCCAGGAGUGUACUUCUGGAAGCAAUACGCAAAGGUAUUCAGCUGCGAAAAGUCGAAGAGCAGCGUGAACAGGAAGCUAAACAUGAACGCAUUGAAAACGAUGUUGCCACCAUCCUGUCCCGCCGCAUUGCUGUGGAAUACAGUGAUUCGGAAGACGAUUCGGAAUUCGAUGAAGUGGAUUGGCUGGAGUAA